AUGAAGGGAGGACUUUUGACCGCCGCCGCUCUGGCGGCGUUGCUUGACGGCGUCUCUGCCUCGCACCACCGUCACGCCCACGAUGCUCUGUUCAAGAGGACCGCCAACGAGACGGACGCCAUCUGCACUCCCGUCUGCACCACUGUCUGGGAGACAAUAACCGGCAACGCCACACUCGUCGGCUUCCACUUCGCCACGCUCCCGCCGCAGACGGCCACCGCCCUCACCGCGACAUCUGCUGCCCAGGCUCCGCCUCCGCCUCCGGCCGCCGCCGCCACCAUAAAGCAGACGACCACCGUCUGUCCCGGCGGCUCUCAAGGGGUUCCUGUCCAGUCCAGCGCCGUCGUCUUGCCCAGCGCCAUCACCACCACCAGCGUCAUGGGCCCAACCACCUAUGUCUGCCCCAGCGCCGGCACCUACACCAUCCCCGCCGUCACCACCACCGUCUCGGACCACACCGUCAUUGUCUAUCCCACUCCCACCUGCUCGAUGCCCGGCACCUACACCGCCCCUCAGCAGAUUGCCACCGUCACCAAGAGCGGAUGCGUCACCGACUGCCCUGUUUCCAGCAACGGCCUCCCCACCACGAUUCCGCCGCCGCCGCCUCCCCCUCCGGCUCCUGUCACGACUUCAUCAACUUCAGCUUCGCCCCUCCCCCCUCCUCCCCCUGCGAGCUCCAAGGUACCGCCGCCUCCUCCCCCUCCUGCCAGCCCCAAGGUUUCCUCGCCUAGCUCUCCGGCUCCACCUCCCGCGAGCUCCAAGCUUCCGCCGACUCCCCCCCCUCCUGCCAGCCCCAAGGUUUCCUCGCCUAGCUCUCCGGCUCCCCCCCAACCCUCGGCUCCGGUCAACUCUCCUCCCGGCGGAUGCAAGAACUGCCUUGUGAGCGACAAUGAUCACUUCGGCAUCACCUACACUCCCUACGAGGCUGCCACCGGCAAAUGCAAGACGGCCGAGCAGGUAGACAGAGACGUUGCCGCCAUCAAGAAGGGCGGGUUCCAGAACCUGCGUGUUUACGGUACUGACUGCCUUACUCUGGAACAUGUGGGCAGCGCCUGCGCCAAGCACGGCAUCUUCAUGAUUGUCGGUGUCUUUGUCAAGGCGUCGGGCUGUAGCCCCGACACGCCAGACAUCCGGAAGCAGAUCGACAGCCUGGUCAACUUCCAGCACUGGGACAUUGUCAAGCUCGUGGUCGUUGGUAACGAGGCCAUCAUGAACGGCUUGUGCACUCCUGAGCAGCUCAAGACGCUCGUCGUCACCGUCAGGUCUCAGUGCAAGGCCAAGUACAGCGGGCACUUCACCAUCUCCGAGACGCUCAACAUCUGGCAGCGCACCGACGUGUCGUCGGCCAUUUGCUCCGUCGUCGACGUCACCGGCGCCAACAUCCACGCUUACUUCAACGCCCAGAUCUUGCCCAGCCAAGCUGGUGACUUUGUGCUGGGACAGCUCAACAUCCUCAAGACCAUCUGCCCCGGCCAUGACGUCAUCAACCUGGAGUGUGGUUACCCGAGCAGUGGCGAAGCCAACGGCCUUGCCAUUCCCGGCAUUUCGGAGCAGAGGAUAGCCAUCGAAUCGAUCCGUCGCAAGUGCGGAAACAAGACGGUCUUCUUCUCGUUGGAGAGCGAUAUGUGGAAACCGCCAGGCGCAUGCCAAUGCGAGCGCAGCUUUGGACUUGCAGCCGUGUUCGACCUGGUGCUGUAA
Molecule: messenger RNA, 1698 nt
Organism: Ustilaginoidea virens
Lineage: Eukaryota; Fungi; Ascomycota; Sordariomycetes; Hypocreales; Clavicipitaceae
Exons: 2
Coding region: 1-1698 (565 amino acids)
Biological process (GO): cell wall organization
Cellular component (GO): fungal-type cell wall; extracellular region; cell surface
Molecular function (GO): glucan endo-1,3-beta-D-glucosidase activity; 1,3-beta-glucanosyltransferase activity
Source: RefSeq, a predicted model, not a curated record